AUGGAUCAGAGCGAGAACGCGGCCGAUGAGGUGACAGCUCUUGCUGGCCCUCGCCAGCAAUAUGUCGUCGCUAGACGGGCCUCGGCUGCGCCGUUCUGGAACGCAGCAUCGCCAACCGAGAACGAAGGCGACAUCUGGGAACUAUUUGAAGUCUAUCGCCGAUCGGCGAACCGCUACUUGAACCAGUACUUUGACUGCCUGGACCGCCUACGGGCCUCCAGCGCUGACAUCAGCGCGGGUGGUCGGUCACAAGAAAUCGCCAUUCGCGGAAACUCUGAGGGGGAGAGUGACGUCUGGCUGCUGAAGAUCUCGCAUGACAGCGCGGUACGAGAUCUCGUCGCACUAGACAAGAUUUUAGACAAAGCCAAGAGUGAAGGAAAACCGCGAGGGAGAGACAUUUCUCCAGCCUUAAAGUUGUGGACUUUUACAUGUUCUAUUCUGGCCUUGAUUAUACCCAAGAAGGUGACUCCGACCCUCUUCCAAGUGCCCCCGACCUUCUUCCAAGUAUCCCCGACCUUCUUCCAAGUGUCCCCGACCUUCUUCCAGGUGUCCUCGGUUUUCUUCCAGGUCGGCGCCAUUGCCGGCGCCCUGCUGCUCACUUCCCGCAUCUUCCGAAAACCUCCUCGGGUCAACAGGCUGGACCCUGUGCAACACAAGGUCCUGGACCUGAUCCGUUCGUUUGAACAAGAUGCGAUGAAGCAGCGAGAUCGGGGUGAGGUUCUUAUCUCUCCUGUGGACUUGGAUACAUGA
Molecule: messenger RNA, 750 nt
Organism: Fusarium vanettenii 77-13-4
Lineage: Eukaryota; Fungi; Ascomycota; Sordariomycetes; Hypocreales; Nectriaceae
Exons: 3
Coding region: 1-750 (249 amino acids)
Source: RefSeq, a predicted model, not a curated record